UAAGAAGGCCAUCCUGUGUAUGUUGUUGGGAGGAGUGGAGAAGGUUCUGGAGAAUGGGUCACGCAUCAGAGGAGACAUCAAUGUACUGCUCAUAGGUGAGCAUCGUCUGGAGGCUGGGGCGAUGGUUCUGGGGGACAGGGGUGUGGUCUGUAUCGAUGAGUUUGACAAGAUGUCCGACAUGGACCGUACAGCCAUCCACGAGGUGAUGGAGCAGGGCCGGUGUCCAUGCCAGGCUCAACGCCCGCUGCUCCGUGCUGGCGGCUGCCAACCCCGUCUACGAGAGAAGAUAGUGAGUAAAAAGUUUAUGAGGAAGUACAUCCACAUUGCCAAGGUGUUGACCCCCAUGCUGACCCAGGAAGCGGCCAAUCACAUCGCUGAAGAAAACUCCAGGCUGAGAAGCCAGGAACAGCUGGGCUCCGACAUCGCCAGAAACAGCCUGAAUUCUUCGAGGCAUGGAUUCUACAGGUCGGAAGCGUUCUACAGGGAUGUUGGUCCAUGCUGACGCGACGGCACCAAACAGGAGCUGCAGAUUGGACGAUGCUACACCACCGUCACCAGCCUGUACCGUUGACACCAGGCAGGAUGGGGCCAUGGACUCAUGCUGUUUACGCCAAAUCCUGACUCUGCCAUCAGCAUGACGCAACAGGAACCAGGAUACGUUGGACCAGGCAAUGUUUUUCCUUUCCUCAGUUGUCCAGUGUUGGUGAUGGCGUUGCCCGAUAGAGCCGCUUCUGGUUUUUGGCUGAUAGGAUUGAAACCCAGUGUGGUCGUCUGCUGCAAUAACCCAUCCCUGACAAGGACCGACGAGUUGUGUGUCCCGAGAUGCCGUUCUCUACACCACUGUUGUACCGUGCUGUUAUUUGUCUGUUAUUUGUCUGUUAUUUGUCUGUUAUUUGUCUGUUAUUUGUCUGUUAUUUGUCUGUUAUUUGUCUGUUAUUUGUCUGUUAUUUGCUGUUAUUUGUCUGUUUGUGGCCCGCCUGUUAGCUUUCAUGAUUCUUGCCAUUCUCCUUGGACCUCUGUCAUCAACGAGCUGUUU
This is a messenger RNA of Oncorhynchus tshawytscha (Chinook salmon), 1036 nucleotides long. Its product is annotated as DNA replication licensing factor MCM3-like. Gene Ontology annotation, cellular component: MCM complex; nucleus. Bases 20 to 502 code for a protein of 160 amino acids. The transcript is spliced from 4 exons. Gene Ontology annotation, biological process: mitotic DNA replication initiation; DNA replication; double-strand break repair via break-induced replication. Gene Ontology annotation, molecular function: ATP binding; single-stranded DNA helicase activity; single-stranded DNA binding. NCBI's taxonomy places the organism in Eukaryota, Metazoa, Chordata, Actinopteri, Salmoniformes, Salmonidae. The record is from RefSeq and is a predicted model, not a curated record.